Messenger RNA from Malus domestica (apple), 1485 nucleotides. RefSeq lists its product as uncharacterized. Gene Ontology annotation, molecular function: RNA-DNA hybrid ribonuclease activity; nucleic acid binding. The record is from RefSeq and is a predicted model, not a curated record. NCBI's taxonomy places the organism in Eukaryota, Viridiplantae, Streptophyta, Magnoliopsida, Rosales, Rosaceae. Gene Ontology annotation, biological process: DNA integration.
AUGACAUAUGUUUUAUCAGCCAUGUUCUGUGCCGAGCCUGAUCAGCCCACCAUGAUGGAGGGUGAUUAUUUGGCAACAGAACCAAUGAUGGCGCAUGUUAGUGUCGAAGAAGUAAGGGAAGGAGAAUCGGGCAGAAUGGAGUUGCCCGAGACCUUUAAAAGAAAGCCCGAGAGAGUCUAUUCAGACAAGAUGAAUGUUGUUGGAGCCGGUAUUGUUAUCGUUUACCCUAAAGGAAUUCAUUAUUAUUAUUCGUUCCUCUUGGACUAUCAAGAAACUACCAACAAUCGGGCAGAAUAUGAGGUGUUGAUAAUUGGUCUAGAAAUCCUAAUGGAGUUGGGGGCAACUGAGGUUGAGGUGUUUAGCGAUUCAGAGUUGGUGAUUAAUCAGUUAAAUGGAGAAUACAAGUGCAGACACAUUACCAUAGCUGAUUAUUACUUGGCAACCACACAAUUAUUGAGUUAUUGGGGCACUAAAAUAUCAGUCAGCCAUAUCCCCAGGGAAUCAAAUGCAAUGGCUAAUGAAAUGGCGCAAUUAGCUUCUGGAACACAAAUCCAAGAAAGUAAAUUCGAAGUUGAAGUGGAAGUGCAAAAGAGGAAUCUCCCCUCUAUCUUUGAUAGAGGAUUUAGCCUAGAUGUAAUGACUAAGGAGCUUAAGACAGAAGAUUGGAGAUCAUCCAUCACUCAGUACUUAAAAAACCAUUAUUUCCCCACUAGCAAGAAGAGUAGGCAACAAGCAACCAAGUAUGUCAUGUGGGAAGAAAACCUGCUAAGGAAAACUCCAGAUGGUUUAUUGUUAAAAUGCUUAGGCCAAGAAGAAUCUAUGAGAGUAAUGGCCGAAGUACAUGAAGGAAUAUGUGGGGCUCAUCAAGCUAGAACCAAGAUGAGGUUGUUGCUUAGGAGGCAGAUUUACCUAGUUUUCAGCAAAUGGCAUACAUUCAUAAUAGUGGCAACAAAUUACUUCACUAAGUGGAUAGAAGCCUCAGCUGUGAAGAGCAUCACCUCGACAGCCGUCAAGAAGUUCAUUGAAACCAAGAUCUUGCACAUAUAUGAGGCACCCGAGACCUUUGUUACUAACCACGGGCCAUCUUUUAUUUCAAAAGAGGUUGAGGAAUUUGCAAAUAAGUUCAAGAUAAAGAUGAUUCGAUUUAGUCCUUUCUACCCUCAAUCGAAUGGUCAAGCUGAAGCUAGCAACAAGGUUUUGGUAAACGUUAUCAAAAGGAUGGUGGCCGAUAACCUAGAAAUGUGGCACGAGAGGUUGGGAGACACUUUAUGGGCUUAUAGGACUUCCAAGAGGGUAGGAAUUGGAACUACUCCUUAUGCUCUAACCUUUGGGAAAGACGUUGUACUUCCCAUGAAGAUUAAUGUAAGUUUUGUUAGAAUUCAGAAUCAGUUCGGGUUACAUAGUGAUGAGUACAUUCAAGUUAUGUGUCAAGGAAUUGAAGACUUAGAUGUAGCCCGAAUUGAAACUCUAAACAAGAUUCAAUAA